GAUCAUAGAUAUUGUUGUUUGUUGACAAUGUAGUAGGUUGUAGGAGAAUUAUUUUGUUUUCGUUUGUGUAAGUGAUUAUUUGGAGCUCUUAUGUUUUCUCACUUUAAACAAAAUGACAAAGUUUUCUUGAACUGAUUAAAAAACAUUGUGUAUUUUUCAUUUUUGUUGCUCAUUAUGUCCAGUCGAAGGCGGAGAGUGACGUUUUACCCGAAAGAUUUAGUUGAUGUAUUCAAAAUACUGAAACAGGUGAAAGAAAACUGUGUUACCGUGAAAUGCAGUGGAGGAACGUACCCAGUUAGUGAAAACGGAGAUGUGCUGAUAUCUCUAAACAAUUUAAGACGUAUCCUCUGGUACGACCCAGCGGAACAAAUUCUGACUGUAGAAGCAGGAGUUACACUUAAAGAAAUCUUGAAGUGCGUCGAAUAUUUCAACGCUACGCUAGAAAUGUACGGAACAUUGCCAGAUAUGGCUGUUAUUGAUGCUGUUUCUAUAGGCCUAAUAGGUGCCAAUGGUACGAUUGCACAAUGUAUUAAAGCGUGCAAAGUAGUGUCCUUGCACGGCGAUACCAUUGAUUGUAUGUGGCCCUGUGCAGAACACGUUGUUGAUCAGAGUGGAAAAUGUGAUGGAAACGGAACUGUGUGUCCAACAUUGCAGCAUGUUGUGUGUGGCCUUGGUUGUGUAGGUAUUGUUGCAUCUGUUACUUUGAAAUGUGUACCAAUACAUCUAGCUCAACAGGUCACAUAUGUAUGCACAGUGAAAGAAAUACCAGGAAUAUCUGAGAGACUGUCAGCAGCUCUAUACAGUGAGUUACUUUGGUACCCCCUUAUAAACAGGAUAGCUGUCACAAAUCAUUAUCCAAUACGUUUGCAUCAAGGGUUUUACCAGCCAAUGUGGAAGAAAGUUAUAGAGAGAGCAUAUAUAUUUAUGCAUCAGAUAGUAACUAGUGUCAGCCCAUACAUUUCGUGGUAUUUCCCUGAUGCUUCAGCAUACCUUUCACGUCAGCAGUUUGGACUGGUGAUGAAAGCAGCAUCGUGCAGAACUGGUUUUUGUUUUAAACCGCAGAAAUUUGUGUCUGUUGAGAGUUAUUGCAAAGGGAUAAAAUGGUCAAUUCCUAGAGAACAUUUACCUACACUUAUGCAGGAGAUCAGGACUUGGGCUGAGAAGCAUAAACAUUUAUGUUCAACCCCCAUUGUGUUGUGUUUCCAGACAAACAAAGAUCUAGAUCUGCGCAAACCAUUGCUUUGUCCAUAUACGGAUGUUAGUACAUGCACAAUAUGGACUGACUGGUUCUGCAACAAGAAUUUGAUGAUAUCUUAUUCUGCAGAAAUGGCAGAAUUUGAAUCAUUGCUGCAGAAAAAUUUUGGUCGUAGAUGUUGGUCUGCUGGUCCAGUAUUUAUUUCACCACUUAUUGGACAGAUGUAUCCAGGUUUCAAGCAUUGGUGUUCUGCAAAGUCGGUGCUGGAUCCUGAUCUGAUUUUUAGAAGUCCGUAUGUAGAAGGCAAUCUUAUUAUUGAAAAUUGCUAAUGUAUGUCCUCGAUGUAUGUUAUUCUCUUCACUGCUUAUGCAGGGUGUCUUGUGCUUUGAGAUGUAUUAUAGCAUAUCAAGAAUCAUCAUUCUAAUGACUUUGAAAACGCUUUGCAUCACUAUAUCUGUGGAAGAGGCUUGGACGCAGUGAAGUAAUAAUAAAUAAAUAAAAUAUAAAAAAGACCCACAAAGUGUGAAUCAAAUUCCAGACAAUCUGAUCAACUGUCUCCUUUGUUGAGGACCAUGGAAUGAUCACUACACAAAUAAUUAAUUUCAGCUUUGAUGCUGUCAUAGCACGGAACAAUCCCAAACAAGAAACUUAUUGAUGUCAUGUUUAUAAGCAUUAACUGGGAAAACAGUCAUUAGAUUCAGCAAUAUUUUUGUACUGAACCAUAAGAAAGUUACACUAGAUCUAUUUGAAAAGUGAAGAACCUUUCGAAAGCAAGGAGAUUGAACCAGUCUCAUUUAAGGGGAAAUAUUUUUGCGAGUGCCACUGCUGAUUUAGUGUUAAGCACAAAAUGGGAGUAAUGGUGUCAGCACUGCCGCAAGCAGUCGACGCUGCCUUCCCCUCACCACUCCUCUAUCCUCGGCAGUCCUAAUGCGGGGACAAGGCCAUUCCCAACAGCCACCACGCCAAUCGUCAACUUGAAGUGGCCAAACAGUCUAAACCGUUCGUGCUGGUCUAAUGCUGUGAAGUAUGUUGCCGCACCAAGAUGAACAAAUAGAUAAUACAUUUUAAAGAAGAAGGUGGGCAGAAGCUACAGUUGCUUCAGAUGGACACAUACAGUUUGAAGUUGAUCUAAAAGACACUUAGCCGCAAUCAACUGUGUUAUUGAAUGUCAAAUCAAGUUUGUGUACUAAACCAUUCUUGUACAAUCUGUAAAUAUCAUUUCUAUUCUAUGCCAGAGCAAAUGUAACUGUUUGCUUACUGUGUAGUUGCAAAGUUCUCAACAUUUGUGUUUUAUUCAGCUGUAACCUAAGUGACCUUUUAUUCAUUUUUGUUUAUUACAUUCAAAGCUGCAUUGUUACUAAUAAAGCAUCUUUUACACAAGCCUUA
Molecule: messenger RNA, 2581 nt
Organism: Schistocerca gregaria
Lineage: Eukaryota; Metazoa; Arthropoda; Insecta; Orthoptera; Acrididae
Product: L-gulonolactone oxidase-like
Exons: 6
Coding region: 175-1524 (449 amino acids)
Cellular component (GO): membrane
Molecular function (GO): D-arabinono-1,4-lactone oxidase activity; FAD binding
Source: RefSeq, a predicted model, not a curated record